Messenger RNA from Fomitiporia mediterranea MF3/22, 891 nucleotides. RefSeq lists its product as uncharacterized. Gene Ontology annotation, cellular component: nucleus. The transcript is spliced from 5 exons. The coding region runs from base 1 to 891 and encodes 296 amino acids. The record is from RefSeq and is a predicted model, not a curated record. NCBI's taxonomy places the organism in Eukaryota, Fungi, Basidiomycota, Agaricomycetes, Hymenochaetales, Hymenochaetaceae.
AUGUCGAAACGAAAGGAAAAGGAAGACGAAGGAGGCAGUGACAGUGAAGUCAGUCUUGUCAACGUCGACUUCGAGUUCUUCGACCCAAAUCCGAAUGUCGACUACCCAGCACUCAAGCGUCUCCUCUCCCAACUUUUCCAAUCUGAUUCAGAGCUAUUCUCUCUGAAUGAACUAGCGGACCUUAUCUUGUCCCAGCCGCUCUUAGGCACGACAGUAAAGACAGAUGGGAUUGAGAGUGAUCCAUACGCUUAUCUCAGUGUGUUGAAUAUGCAUGUUCACCAGGACCACCCUUCAAUAAAAGCUCUCCGAUCAUACAUCCUCCAAAAAUCGGCUGGACAUACUCUGCUACAAGCGACGCUUCAAUCUCUUUUUGAUACCGAGGGAUUGAAGGCAGACAAGCACGUUGGCUUCAUAUUCAGUGAACGUCUAAUAAACAUGCCUGUACAAGUCGUCCCGCCAAUGUAUCGUAUGCUCGCUGAUGAGAUUCGUAUGGCAAAUGAAGACGCUGAGCCAUACAAAUUUACGCAUUAUCUAAUCUUGACACGGACGUACCGCCUAACACCUCAACAAGCAGCCGAACUUGAAGACGAACGAAACGGGGAUGCACGGCCUGCGAAGAAAGCAAGAAGCAAGACCAGGCUCCCACCAUUAGCACCGCCAACAUCUGAUAUCGGCACUGGAAGAGAUGUACAUACGUACUCGUUCCACCCAGAAGACGGAUAUAUUCAAAAAUACUCAUCGCAUACAAUCGACUAUUCUCUCACCUCGCAUACUCCUCGUGAAGAUGAUUCUUUCGGACUCGACGUUGCAAGCAGGAUGAUGCUCGUACCUGGGGAGAACUUCCAACCCAUGGUAGACGAGAUGUGCUCUGUGUAUGCUGUUCCACAGUAA